Messenger RNA from Ceutorhynchus assimilis (cabbage seed weevil), 1514 nucleotides. The record is from the annotation of a GenBank genome assembly. NCBI's taxonomy places the organism in Eukaryota, Metazoa, Arthropoda, Insecta, Coleoptera, Curculionidae.
CAUGUCAAAGCCAUUUAAUUAAAUAAAUUCAAUGGCAGAUUUUGUAUAGUAUAAAUUAUUAUUAUUAUAUUUUUUUUUCAAAUAAAAGCUGCCAUUUUAGUUAGUGCACUUUUUACAUAAUGGACAGCAAUAAAGACGAGGCUUUAAGAUGCAUAGAUGUUGCCGAAAGGUACAUCAAAGAAAAAAACAAAGAAAAAGCCCAAAAGUUUCUUUAUAAAGCUGAAAAAUUGUUCCCUACACAAAAGGCAAAAGAUCUCCUGCUACAAAUCCAAAUCAUGCCCGAUUCAGUUGCGACAGACCAACCGAGAAAACGUAAAAAUUCACUGCCCAGAGAAGAGAAACCAAAAAUACUGGAAUAUUCGACUGAACAAUUGGCCCUGGUGAAAAGAAUAAGAUCUUGUAAAGACUACUACGAAAUCCUAUGUAUAAGCAAAGACGCCACAGACAGCGAAAUCAAAAAGGCUUACAAGAAAAUCGCCUUGCAAUUGCACCCGGAUAAAAAUCGAGCCCCAGGUGCUGAUGAGGCCUUCAAAGCUGUAGGCAAUGCUGUAGCUGUCUUAACAGACAUGGAAAAACGCAAACAAUAUGAUUUGUAUGGUAAAGAAGGCGACAGGCCUGCCAGACACCAUAACAGCUACAACAGAGGAUUCGAAACUGAAGUGAAUCCAGAAGAAUUGUUCAACAUGUUUUUCGGUACUGGAUUUGGUUCUAAUGUUUAUGUUAGACGAGGUGGUAGAUGGCAAAGGCAGGCAGCUGAUAGGGAACAUCAUGAACAUAGACAUAGAGGAGAAAAUGCCAAUGGAAAUAUGUCAGCAUUUGUGCAACUAUUACCAAUCCUAAUUGCUAUUCUUUUAUCAAUGGCUUCUAGUUUUUUUAUUUCUGAUCCUGCUUAUAAUUUAUCUGCAAGCGCUAAAUAUCCAAUAAUGAGACGUACCCACAACUUGCAAGUACCCUAUUAUGUCAAAGACAAUUUCCAUAUAGAAUAUCAAGGAUCUGUAAAACGUCUCGAAUUAUCAGUGGAAGAGGAUUAUGUUUCGAAUUUGAGACAUCAGUGUUAUCGCGAAAAAAGCUACAGAGAUUCAAUGAUUUGGAAAGCGAGAAACUUUGGCGACGAUAAGCUCUAUCACAACGCUCAGAAAAUUAAAACUCCUUCUUGUGAGACGCUUCAGAAUCUGAGAAACCAUGGAAAUUUAUAGGAAUAAAUUUGUUUUUAGUCGGAGAGUUUUUAGGAAUUUGAUUAUUAUUAUUAUUUUUUUUUUUUUGAGCAUUUAAUUAAAAGUUGAAGUAUACCUACUACUUAUAUGAUAUACAAUAUAUAGCUUUUUUGCAUGGUUUAAUUCUAGUCAUUGUUUAAUUAUUUUAUUGAUUGCAAUUGUUUGAAUUUUUAAUAAUUAAAAAAGCAAAAGUAUUACACAUAAAACUGUAAUGUGUUACAAAUAUUUUAGAUGUAGGUAGUGAAAUUGUUGUUUAUUUGUUAUUUAAGUAUCUCUGAAUAAAAUAAUUAUUAGAACGAA